Molecule: messenger RNA, 2480 nt
Organism: Salvelinus sp. IW2-2015
Lineage: Eukaryota; Metazoa; Chordata; Actinopteri; Salmoniformes; Salmonidae
Product: merlin
Biological process (GO): regulation of organelle assembly; regulation of gliogenesis; negative regulation of cell population proliferation
Cellular component (GO): cytoskeleton; apical part of cell; adherens junction
Molecular function (GO): actin binding; integrin binding
Source: RefSeq, a predicted model, not a curated record
ACCGCCCUCUCAAUGAAUGAGGAAGUUAGUUAGCUGCUAGCAUAGUAUGCUAAUGGAGUUCUGAUUAUUUUUGUUAUUGUAAAUAAAAGGUUUCAGAAGACAUAUAUCACCUUUCCAUUAGUGCGAGGAUACUUUACUUUUGGACGGAAUUACUGUUUCAACGGGGAACCCGUUUUCCGAGUAUGAAACAACCGAAUGUAUGAGUUAGCGCGUGGGUAUGUUUACAAAACAGGUGAAGCUCCCCAUCCGAAAGUUAGCUAGGCGAUCUAGCUAGCUAUAUCAAGCCAAUUAGCUAUCCAAAUAGCACAACGGGAAGUAAAAUGUGUUGGAUAAUGCCAUAGUAAAUAUAUUUUACCAAUCUAGAUUUACAAAUCUGGGUACAGUAAAUUGCUGAAGUUGUAGAUGAAGUUAUAGCUAAAAAGCUAAAUUAGCUUGCGAAUGUUUUGGCGCAACCUUAAGGUUCCCCACGCGCAGAACUGUGAUUACACUGAAGAAGAUAAAGUAUGUAAAUUAUAUAAAUAGUCUCUAAAAACACUACGAAUGGGAAAGCACAUGAUAUUCUUGUUAUGACGACAUUGUGUGCACCUGUUGACGUCGUCACAUUAUACCUAUACACUAGCUAUAACUAACGUUAUAGUCUAGCUAAAUAAAUUGUGGGUUUGUCAACAUGGCAAGUGCCUUAGCAGCUAAAAUGGGACUCAACUCAUUGAGAAGAAAACAAGCCAAGAACUUCAAUGUCAGGAUCACCACAAUGGAUGCAGACAUGGAAUUCAGUUGUGAGGUCAAAUGGAAGGGAAAAGAUCUUUUUGAUCUGGUGUGCCGGGCUCUGGGACUGAGAGAGACGUGGUUCUUCGGGUUCCAGUAUGAUGUCAAAGACACUGUAGCCUGGAUCAAGAUGGACAAGAAGGUUUUGGACCACGAUGUGUCCAAGGAGGAACCAAUCACCKUUAAUUUCCUGGCCAAGUUUUACCCUGAGAACGCAGAGGAGGAGUUGGUUCAGGACAUCACUCAGCAUCUCUUCUUCCUACAGGUGAAGAAUAAGAUCCUGGAAGAGGAGAUCUACUGCCCUCCUGAAGCCUCGGUGCUGCUGGCCUCCUAUGCCGUCCAGGCCAAGUAUGGAGACUAUGACCCCAAUGUCCACAAACUAGGCUUUCUGGCUCAAGAGGAACUCUUACCAAAGAGGGUGAUCAACCUUUACCAAAUGACAGCAGAGAUGUGGGAGGAGAGAAUCACUUCUUGUUAUGCUGAGCAUAGAGGGAGGACAAGGGAAGAUGCUGAGAUGGAGUACUUAAAAAUAGCUCAAGACCUGGAGAUGUACGGCAUCAAUUACUUUCCCAUCAGGAACAAGAAGGGAACAGAUCUCCUGCUGGGAGUGGAUGCCUUGGGUCUACAUAUCUACGAUCCAGACAACAAGUUAACCCCCAAAUGUUCCUUCCCCUGGAAUGAGAUUCGCAACAUCUCCUACAGCGACAGAGAGUUCGCCAUAAAGCCUCUGGACAAGAAAACAGACGUGUUCAAGUUCAACUCCUCCAAGUUGAGGGUUAACAAGUUGAUCCUGCAGCUGUGCAUGGGGAACCAUGACCUGUUCAUGCGGAGGAGGAGGGUGGACUCUCUAGAGGUGCAACAGAUGAAGGCCCAGGCCCGAGAGGAGAGGGCCAGGAAACGGGUGGAGAGGCAGCGGUUAGAGAGGGAGAAGCACCUGAGAGAGGUAGCAGAGAGAGCCAGGGACGAUCUGGAAAGGAGACUGAUACAGCUACAGGAUGAAGCCCACAUGGCCAAUGACGCUCUGCUUCGUUCUGAGGAGACAGCAGAUCUCCUGGCUGAGAAGGCCCAGAUAGCUGAAGAGGAAGCGACGCUGCUGUCCCAGAAGGCUAGUGAGGCCGAGGCCGAAAUGCAGCGUAUCAAGGUGACAGCCAUCCGCUCAGAGGAGGAGAGGAGAAUGAUGGAGCAGAAGAUGCUGGAGGCGGAGAUGAUGGCACUCAAGAUGGCUGAUGAGUCAGAGAGGAGGGCAAUGGAGGCUGACCAGCUGAAGCAGGACUUGCAGGAAGCCAGGGACUCUGAAAGGAGGGCCAAACACAAGCUGCUAGAGAUCACCAGCAAGUCUACCUACUCGCCCUCGGCCGUCCCAGGUGAUGCGAUGCCUCCAGACCUGAGCUUCAGCAGAGAGAACCUGAGCUUCGACUUCAAAGACACAGACAUGAAGCGCCUCUCCAUGGAAAUCGAGAAGGAGAAGGUGGAGUACAUGGAGAAGAGUAAGCACCUUCAAGAGCAGCUGAAUGAGCUGAAGACAGAGAUAGAGUCUCUGAAGCUGAAGGAGCGAGAAACGCCUCUGGAUAUACUCCACAACGAGAACACUGAGAAGGGCACCAGCAAGCACAGCAACUUCAAAAAGCUAACUCUACAGAGCACCAAGACCAGAGUGGCUUACUUUGAAGAACUAUAGAUGUCACAGUGGAGGUGUGUGUGCGUGCUUGACUGUG